AAAACAUUAAUUAAAUUGUGAGGUUAGUUACUCCAGAAAAAAAUUUGUAAGUUACUGGAGAAUGUCGGAAGUUGCAUAGUAAUUUUGGGUGCUAAAUUGUACAGAAAGUGUUGUGAACCAUGGCAUUGUGUCUCAAGAGUCUGCCCGCACGUUAUGUUCCAAUUAAUGCAAUUAUUUGCACAACAAAACCAACACAUUUGACACAGAAUGUCCAGAAGCGGAAGGACCAGCAUAUCCAGGCUAGGUCACCGGUUAAUGUUAUUCCCCUGGAGAGCUCACGAGAUGAGAUUCUGCGAAUAGUUGACAAGAGAUUUAAGGAUGAGAGCUUCUACAAGUAUUGCACACCAAAUCCUAUUCAUAAAUUUGCAAAUGAUCACUCAGGUGGGGAAAAGUCCCAAUCAUCUGGUGAUCCCCGUCCUAAUAGUGAGGAUCUCGCAAAAGUCUUCAAUGUGCUGCGCACAACCCUACCCAAGCUCUUCGUUAAACCCAUGGAUUACUCAAUCUACAGUCCAAAUUUGAUAUUUGAGAAUAAUAUCACAGGAAAGAGGACAGUGGGACUCUAUCACUAUGUGAAGCAAGUGGCUCUUUUGAGAACAGUUGGACAUCUCAAGUAUGCGUAUGUGAAUUUUGAAGUCAUCAAAAUAACCCAACAUCCGGAAGACAACACAGUACGGGUGAGAUGGCGCAUUCGUGGAAUUUCUGCAUUCAAAGUGAUGUUCAUGUUCUGGAAGUACAAACUCUGGAAGCUUAAGGAGACCUUUGAGAACAUGGAUUCGUGGUACGAUGGAUUUUCCACAUUUUACAUCGGAAAUGAUGGUCUCAUCAUAAAACACGUUGCGGAUAAGAUGAUGCCCGAUGAUAGCCGGGAGGUCAAUAAGGUGUCCAAGGUGCAAGUGUUCCCCAUGGUGGAAGGGAGACCAGCAUAGGAGCAUAGUAAAUGGAUAUUUAGUUGAAAUGUUUAAUCUAUAAAUAAAGGAUUUCGUUCCUUUA
Molecule: messenger RNA, 990 nt
Organism: Lutzomyia longipalpis
Lineage: Eukaryota; Metazoa; Arthropoda; Insecta; Diptera; Psychodidae
Exons: 5
Coding region: 120-926 (268 amino acids)
Source: RefSeq, a predicted model, not a curated record